Anopheles stephensi (Asian malaria mosquito) is the source of this 1077-nucleotide messenger RNA. RefSeq lists its product as uncharacterized. The record is from RefSeq and is a predicted model, not a curated record. NCBI's taxonomy places the organism in Eukaryota, Metazoa, Arthropoda, Insecta, Diptera, Culicidae. The coding region runs from base 230 to 739 and encodes 169 amino acids. The transcript is spliced from 5 exons.
AACAUUCAACUGACAGCUUCGAUUCAGUUCAAUUGUUUGUUUGCGUUGUGCUUUCUGCCUCUGUAAUUGCAUUUGUUUGUUUGCAAGAAAAAGCUAUUUUAAACCAUAUAGUAACCAUCGCCGUGCAAGAUCGAAAGUGCCUUAUCGAUCGGUGUUUCAUAUCAGCUCACAUUCAUUGCAUUCCACUCCUUUCGUUCCCAGUCACACUUGCAACACUUCUGCAGCGAACAUGGUUUGGCUAGAAUCCUGUUGGUCACCGUGCAUUUGGACAAAUUCCGUGAAAUCGGGAAGCUAUGCUGUGGCCGGAUACACCGUUGCCAUCUCUAUCGUGCUGAUAACGAUGACCACAUACAACCUGCUGGGCGGAGAUUCAUCCCAACUAUACUCUCCUCUGUUUGAGACCGACAUUCGUGACUCGAUGCAGGUUGUCGGAGGAUUUUUCAUCUUUUACUUCAUUCUGCUGAUACUGUCUGCGGGAGGAGUUUGCUACUCAUUGAAAACCACCACCCGUGGUUGGAUGUUGCCGUGGUUGUCGCUGUUUGGAAUCGCUAUACUGUUCCAAUUUGUGUUCGGCCUGUGGCUAAUUGGAGGCUAUUACAUUUACUUGGAGCAAACUCUUUCGAGCCUGAUUCUUUGGGUAUGGAUGGCCUACAAUAUCUACUGCUGGAUGUGCGUUUACUCACAGUAUCAAAUAUUCGAAAACCUCCAAUCACCAAACAUCGAGCUUCUCAUGCCUUAGAGUACGCCUAACAAGCGUACAAUAGUUGGUAGAAUCUACAGAAAGACCUCACCUUUUUUUAACUUUGAAUAUCAUCAUUCCAGUAAGAACAAUCUAGUAUUUGUAGCCGAUUCCUGUUCUCGAAUCUUCCUCGAUAUGAUUUUUUUGUUAGCAUGACGGUUUGUAUUAUUCCAUUUACGAAAGUACAAACGUAUUAGGAAUAUAUCGUUCUACUGUAAGCACUCGAAAGAUUAAGAUAUACAAAAUAGCGUAGAAGGUGGACUGAGAAGUAAACGAGCCGUCCGUGUAGCAAAUCAUGCAUAAUAUUUCGAAAUAAAGAUACUUUUUUAUAACAAUAA